AUGGCUUCUCAAGGCCUUUCAAGAAAGCGCCCUGCUCCGGGGACCUCUCCUGUAUCAUAUCCUCAGCAGAUGCACAAUCCGACUGCCCCUGCUUUUGCCGAUGGAGUGGGCCCUCAACUCUCUAAUGAUCAGUUCCUUCAGUGGGGUCAAGCCGGCCAGAACAACCUUCCUCAGUACAAUGAGAAUAACUUUGCCAUGAACUCCAAUACCUAUCCUCAAGCCAAUCCCCAGCCCUCAAAUCAGCUCACGCGCCGGCCCAUGGCCCAACUCAGCAGCCGCGGUCGAGUCGACGAAGAUCCGCCAUCAUGGGUCGAGGCUGGAAACGCUCAAGCACCCAAACCAGAUCCCGGAUGGUCAGACGACAUAGCUGACCUGGAGGCAAAGGCCCAAGUUGCAAAGAAAGAGGCACAAGCAAAGAGAAAACAAAUUCCACCUUUUGUCCAGAAACUCAACAGCUUCCUCGAAGAUGGCAAGAACACCGACCUUAUCCGUUGGUCAGAUGAUGGUAACUCAUUCAUUGUCCUGGACGAAGAUGAAUUUGCCAAAAAGUUGAUUCCUGAAUUGUUCAAACAUAACAACUACGCUUCCUUCGUCCGACAACUCAACAUGUACGGCUUCCACAAGAAAGUGGGUCUGUCAGAUAAUUCAAUGAGGGCGAGUGAGAGAAAAAACAAGAGCCCUAGUGAAUACACCAAUCCUUACUUCCGAAGAGGUCACCCAGAUUUGUUGUGGCUGAUCCAGAAACCCAAGAACAUCACUGGGACAGGUAACAAGAGAAAGGGCAAAUCCGAGAACGACGCCAAUGAAGAUGAUCCUGACGACUAUGUCGACGAUAUCGUUGUCAACAAUCCAGAAGCUCGUGUUCGUAGUCGACCUGGCCAGCUUACCCUUGGCCAAGCAGAGACCGCUUUGACCCAGGAGCAAUUCCAAAGUGUUCAGCGAGAAUUGGCCGCCAUACGUCACCAACAAGGUCAGAUUUCCCGAAUGAUGCAAGCAUUGAAGCGGGAACAUGAACAGCUCUACGGCCAAGCGGCAACAUUUCAAGACCAACACAAUCGACAUGAGAACUCCAUCAAUGCCAUUCUUACCUUCUUGGCUACCGUCUACAACCGUAGCCUCCAAGGCCAUGAUGCUAUGCAAGGAAUGCAAGGAAUCGCAAACAUGUUUGGUAACGCCAUGCCUGUUGAUACGAGUCAAGCAAAUGUUGUCGACGUGGGUGACUUUACUUUUGAUAACCUUGUCAGUCCAGAAGCAGGUCUCGCCAAAUCGUUUAAGAAACAACAGCUUCUGCUCACCGAUGGACAACAAGGCAGAGCAAGCACUCUCUCCCCUCGAGAUACUUCCAACAACAGCCCAUACCCUCAACGUGCACGCCUCUCAAACCAGCACAUUGAGACCACCCAGCAACCCCAUUUGUCACCCAACCUGGAAGAAGUCUUUGAUCCAGGAGUCAACGGUACCAACACUGGUGUACAGCCGAAUGUGCAGCAUCGCAAUGCGAACAUUCCUCAACGUGACAUGAUGUCGAUGAUUCAAAAUGCAAACGCACGGAAUUCCGCCUCGCCGUCGACUCCGCAGCAAGACUUCAACAGCGUUCUCAAUAGCCUCGAGGCUUCUGGUGGAACUGGCCCACUGAAUAGCUCUCAACGCUCUGAAGUCCUUCGCAUGAUGAAUGACUCUGCCCGCCAACCUUCCGGUUCGGAUAAUGCAUUGAUCAAUUCUACGCCGCCGCCAGGGCCCGCCAAUUUCCAUAGAAACCUUGCCAGUACCAAUGCGGAUCUCGACCAUCUCGCCAAGCUUCAAGCAGAACAGGACAAAAGCGUCCAGAACCUCACCAACCUUCUGCAACCAUUGAGUCCCACUGGGUCUAUCCCUGGUAUUGGUGACGGCCAAUCUCUCCCCGCUCCGCCACUGGAUAUUGAUGACUUUCUCAAUAACAGUGACUAUUUUACUGACUUCCCCACCGAUGCUAACGGGAACUACGAUUUCGGAAACACUGGCCUCGGCAACACUUCGACUAACCACAACACAGCAGGGACCAGUGGUCUCGAUUUCGGCGACUACAAGGACGAUGAUGAGCUGUUUGGCAACCUAAGCCAGUCCAGCAAACAACAAGGAUUUGGCAAGAACUAUGAUUACAACCCUUUGGAUGGCACAGCAGACACUAAAUACGAUGCUUCGAGCGAUUUCGAAGGCGGUGGCCGUAUCGAGAGUGUGCCGAGCAGCGAGGUUACUACUCCAAAUAGCACUGAUGUCCCUCCUGCGACCACCGUCCGUCCAAAGGGAAGAAAACUGAGCAGUAUCGACGACGAUUCUACUACGAGAAAGAGACGACGAUCUUGA
Messenger RNA from Exophiala aquamarina CBS 119918, 2343 nucleotides. RefSeq lists its product as uncharacterized. The record is from RefSeq and is a predicted model, not a curated record. Bases 1 to 2343 code for a protein of 780 amino acids. Gene Ontology annotation, biological process: regulation of DNA-templated transcription. Gene Ontology annotation, molecular function: sequence-specific DNA binding; DNA-binding transcription factor activity. NCBI's taxonomy places the organism in Eukaryota, Fungi, Ascomycota, Eurotiomycetes, Chaetothyriales, Herpotrichiellaceae. The transcript has 2 exons.